UUUUUUUUUUCGUUCUUCUUCUUCUUCUUCUCAAUUUUAUACCAAUGUAUAUCUUUUUAUUUCCAUUAUUUCUAUGUUUUUUAAUAAGGCAUGUUUUAUCGUUAGACAUCAUAUUGAAUAAAAGACAAGCCAUAGCUUCUAGAAAAUGUGGAAAUGAAAAUAAUACAAUAUCUAUUUGCACACCUACAUUUGAUUCUAUCUGGAAAAACGACACAGAUCAGGAAAUAACAUGGAAAUGGAAUAAUCCUACUCUAAUUGCCUAUGAUAAACUUGAUCUUUAUCUACUUUAUCAGCCUACAGAAGGAAGUUAUCAGGUUGUAAAGAAUUGGACUGGUUUGGAAAGAACAAAAGGUAUCCUUGUACAACAUAUAGACGAUAGUUGGUAUCCAUCACCACCAAUCACCAAUAACGUUUCAUGGACAAUGUAUUUUUAUAUUGUGGGCUCAGAAUAUGAUAUCCAACAAGAUCUUUCGUUAAUACCAACCUAUCAUAAUUACUUUUCCGUACCUCAGUCUUUUAUAUUAAUACAGCCUGCCUAUGUAGAUACUACUACUACUACGACUACUACUACUAAUACAACUACUAAUAACUCAUCAACAGAUAUACCUUCCCCUUCACCAACAUCUGAAAGACAUUCUGAUUCAUUCCCUAGUUGGGCUAUUGCUGUUAUUUGUAUUGUUGCAGUCAUAUUCUUGAUUAUAGCUAUUAUUAUCAUUUUAUGGGUGCUUAAAAGACAGCAGAGACAUAGAAAUAGAACAAAGAGUCAUGAUGAAAAACGUCCUGUCUUAUUAGCUUCCACCCAUGAAUCGAGUUUAGCUAUACCUGUCAUGUCUACUACUACACCAUCCCCGACUUACACUGAGAAAAAUAGAAACACACCUUCUUCACCUCUGGGAAUGCAUAAAGAGGGACAGCAAUCAAGUAGUAUCCUCUCUUCUACAGAUGCAUUGAUGAUUGCUGAUACUUUUAGACAAUUCAUGAGAAAGCCUGAAUGGAACGACAACAUCAAUAAAGAAGAAGAAAAGUCUUCAAAUCUUUAAAAAAGGAAAAAGGACAGGUGAUUUUCAAAUUCCGAUUUUAUCAUUUAUUUUGAAUUAUACAAAAGGAGUUAUUAUUAUACGUUGUUUAAACGAAUAAAGUUUUGAUUUGGAAUUAAAAAAAAAAGAAUAGAAUAGAAUAGGAGAAAAGUUAAAGGUUUAAAAGAAAACAUGUACAUACAAUGAAAGUAAAGAAAAGAAAAGAAAAAACAUG
Molecule: messenger RNA, 1251 nt
Organism: Cokeromyces recurvatus
Lineage: Eukaryota; Fungi; Mucoromycota; Mucoromycetes; Mucorales; Mucoraceae
Exons: 5
Coding region: 45-1040 (331 amino acids)
Source: RefSeq, a predicted model, not a curated record